Theobroma cacao (cacao) is the source of this 3169-nucleotide messenger RNA. RefSeq names its product receptor-like protein kinase HERK 1. The record is from RefSeq and is a predicted model, not a curated record. Gene Ontology annotation, biological process: protein phosphorylation. Lineage: Eukaryota; Viridiplantae; Streptophyta; Magnoliopsida; Malvales; Malvaceae. Gene Ontology annotation, molecular function: ATP binding; protein kinase activity.
AUUUGUUAGUUUCUUUCUGCAAUUUGGGAUUUUAUUGAAGUUCCCUUUUUUUGUCGGCAGUCUCUUUUCAAUCUUUUCUUGAUUACUAUCAGGUGAACUUUUCCAGGUUACCUUUUUGUUAAUUCUUUGGGUAUGUUUACUGGGUUGUUGCCAAAAUGGUCUCUUGGUGAAGUUACAAAGCAGUUCUGAGCUUUGUUGCUGCAGCCAUCACUCCACCAGCUUUCUCAGGUUAGCCUGUUUUGUUUAGUAGCUUCUUGUCCUUUGAUCAUCUCUAGUUUUAGCCAUUUCCACUGGUCCAUUGCAAUCUUUAUUGUCUGUUCUUCUCACUUCUCAAUCAGCUUUCUCAUUUUCAUCUCAGGUUAGCUUGUCUUGUUAGUAGCUUCUUGUCUUUGGAAAAUCUCGAGUUUUUGCCAUUUCUAUUGCAAUCUUUAUUGUCUGUUCUUCUCCCUUCUCAAUAUUGGAGUUGCUGUCAUGGGGAAUUCUGGGAAUUUGGGUUUGCUUGUACGGAUUUCAUCUAUCUUUUGUUUAGUUUGUCUUUCAGUAGGAUUCAAGCCUAUAGAUAACUAUUUGAUAGACUGUGGAUCCUUCAAAAAUAGAUCAGAGGGUCAGAGAGUAUUCAUAGCUGAUAACUUCAGUUCUUCAUCUUAUACUCUUACAACCCCACAACAUAUUUUUGCCAAUUCUGUUUCAAAUUCAAUCUCACUAUACUAUGAUGCAGCUCUGUAUCAAACUGCUAGAAUUUUCAGUGGACCUUCCCAUUACAACUUUUCAAUAAAAGAACAAGGGAGGCACUGGAUUCGCCUUCAUUUCUUUCCUUUUGUAUUCGAAAACUACAAUAUGAGCAAUGCAAAAUUCUCUGUUUCUGCUCAAAACUUUACCCUUAUUAGGGAACUUCAAUUAGGGAAUAGUUCUGUUGUUAAGGAGUAUUGCUUGAACAUUACUUCUAAUAAGCUGGUUCUUACUUUUAACCCUGCUGCCAAAUCAUUUGCUUUCAUCAAUGCCUUGGAAGUUUUCUCAAUUCCCGAGAAUCUCAUUCCUAAAGAAGCAAGGACAAUUGAUCCAAAAGGUGAUAACAGAACUCUGUGGGAGCAAGCAUUGGAGACAGUUGCGAGAGUGGACAUGGGAAACGCAACAGUGCUUCCACAAAAUGAUACCUUAUGGCGACUUUGGGUUUCAGAUGAUGCAUAUCUGAUAGAUAAGAAUCUAGGAUCAUUUGUGUCAAAUGUUAAGGCUGUUAAUUUUACCGGAGGAUUGGUGACUGAGGAUAUUGCUCCUGCAUCUGUAUAUGGCACCGCCACUAGGUUGAACUAUGAUGAUCCUCGACUUAAGGCGAACUUGACUUGGAGCUUUGAUGUUAACCCUGGAUUUGAUUAUCUUGUUCGGCUUCACUUUUGUGAUAUAGUGAGUAAUUCUACUCAGCAAGGCAUCUUUCUCCACAUUUUCGUAGAUACACAGUUAGUGGGUCAUCUUGAUCUUGGUUCUAAGACAUCAAAUGUUUUAGGUGUCCCAUAUUUUAUGGAUGUCUGCAUAAAGGCAAGUGCAAGGCAUAAGCUUAAUGUAAGUGUUGGUUCAUCUACUAUAGUCGAUUACCCAAGUGUCAUUCUUAAUGGUUUGGAGAUCAUGAAAAUAAACAAUGCUAGGGGCAGUCUUGAUGUUCCAGAUCUUGUUUCCUCAAGAAGUUCCAAGAUGAAAGUCGUGGUUAUGGUUGGCCUGGCUGUUGGGUCGUUUGUUGUUGUUGUUGUUUUGGCUGCAGUUCUCUUCCUUUUCCGCAGAAGAAGAAGAAAGCCAGUUCAGGAGACAGAGGAACACUUUUCCAUGAAUACAGGACAAAUAGUUCAUACAACAGGAACUAAAUACUCUAAUGGGACUGCCAUAUUUUCCAGCUCAAAAAUAGGGUACCGUUUUCCUUUUAUGGCAAUUCUGGAGGCAACUGACAAUUUUAGUGAGAAUUUGGUAAUUGGCGUUGGUGGUUUUGGUAAGGUUUAUAAAGGAGUAUUGAGAGAUGAAACAGAGGUGGCUGUCAAGAGGGGAGCUCCUCAAUCAAACCAAGGUCUGGUAGAAUUCCGGACUGAGAUUGAAAUGUUAUCUCAGUUCCGCCACCGCCAUUUAGUAUCUUUGAUUGGUUACUGUGAUGAUCAAAAUGAGAUGAUCAUAAUUUAUGAGUACAUGAAGAAUGGAACACUCAAGAAUCACUUAUAUGGCUCAAAUCUUCCUGGCUUGAGUUGGAGACAGAGGCUUGAGAUAUGCAUUGGAUCAGCCAAAGGACUUCACUAUCUUCAUACUGGUUCUGCUAAGGCAAUAAUACACCGAGAUGUCAAGUCUGCAAACAUACUACUUGAUAAGACUUUCAUGGCUAAAGUUGCUGAUUUUGGGCUCUCAAAGACUGGUCCGGAUAUUGAUCAGACGCAUGUGAGUACAGCAGUUAAAGGAAGCUUUGGGUAUCUUGAUCCAGAGUACUUGACAAGGCAACAACUAACAGAGAAAUCAGACGUGUACUCCUUUGGGGUUGUUUUGCUUGAAGUCCUUUGCGGAAGGCCUGUUAUCGAUCCAUCCCUUCCAAGAGAGAAGGUGAAUCUAGUGGACUGGGCAACAAAGUCUUACAGGAAUGGGAAAUUGGAAGAAGUUGUGGAUCCUAUUCUUGUUGGUGAAAUAAAACCAGACUCCUUAAGGAAGUAUUGGGAAAUAACUGAGAAAUGCUUGCAAGAACAUGGGAUUCAUCGGCCUUCAAUGGGAGAUGUCCUAUGGAACUUGGAGUCUGCACUUCAACUCCAAGGUAAUGAACAAACACCCAAUCACAAUGGUCAGCUAUCUUCUCAAGCGAGCCAUGUCAGCCGCUUGGAAACAGGUCUAGAAUUCAGCAGAACCGGUAGUGUAAGCGACCUUGCUGGUAUUUCAAUGAGUACAGUCUUUGCUCAAAUGGUGAGAGAGGAAAUGAGGUAGAUCUUACCCAAAACUCUUUCAAGUUCAUUAUCUUGAGCAAGAUGAAACAUUAUAAAACUGUACAGAAGGAACUGCAUUCCACUUCAGGUUGUUCUCAUUUCUGUAAUCCACCAUGUAAGAAUCAGCUUGCUAGUAGAUUGUUAGAGCUUGGCUUGCCCUCUUCGAGUAAGGGUAGCUACACUUGUUAUCCUAUUAAGAUUUCCUUUGAUUGAUCUUUCUAUUUUUUGUC